AACAUACUAAGAUGGAUUUCUUUAACUACGGUCUCUUUAUAGGGAUUUAGACUUGCAGAGCUUCAGGGCUGCUUUUUUCAGGCUCGAGAAAGAGAAGGACACACAAAGAUAGAAACAAGGAGACUGGCAUCCAUACAGUCAGACAGUCACAGACAGAGAUAUACUUAACAAUUCGUUCCUGUUAUCGACCAUGAUUAUCUUCGUAUUGAUUGUAUACUUAAACCCCUGAAUAUUGCUACAACCAAUAUCACCCUUUUCUAGGAAGCCUGUAACAGUAGUAAUAACGCAAUAUGUAUAUGAUAAGGUUAACGAUAUGCUAAAAUUAACCUUUGAUAACCGCGACAUUAUGUCAACAUUAUGAACGAUUGUCAGAAAGACAAGUGUAGACCAGUUGGAAUUACCAGAUAGCUGUAAGUCUAUACCAAAACAAGAUGGCGGAGCAGAUCGUCUCCUGGCUUUUGGACAAGGGCGCCAGUAUCCUGUCCGAUGACCAAGAGGAAAACUCGGACGUCUUGCUGAAAGCGAUCAAAGAUGGCGACCUUAACAUUGUUAAUCUAACCCUCGGGGUUGUCUCGGACAUGAAUAAAAUGAAAUUCGAGGGAGAGUCUCUUCUUAGCAUCGCGGCUUUUAGCGGACAAACUGCCGUGGCAAAGGUCCUUGUCAGUAAAGGGGCCGAUAUUGAGGGGAUGGACGAGGAUGGGCUGACACCGUUGCAUGUAGCUUCGAGAGAAGGACAUUUAGAGGUAGUUCGGUUUCUCGUCUCGAAAGAGGGAGAUGUCAAUCGACAAACCUACGAUGGGAUGACUCCACUUGCAAUGGCAGCAAAACGAGGACAUCUAGAUGUUCUAAAGUUCAUUGUCGGCCAAGAUGUCGAGAUUGACAAGGCCGACAAGGGUGGAAGAUCACCCCUUCUCUGGGCAAGCGCUCGAGGGCAUCUAUCAACAGUCAAUUAUCUUCUUCACGUAGGGGCAGAUCCGAACAGCGCUAAGAAGAAUGGCUGGACGUCCAUGCAUUAUUCCAUCUUCUACGACCAUCUGGACGUCCUCAAGAGUCUUGUAAAUGCAGGAGCUGACGUCAACAUGCCAGACCAAGAUGGGACCACGCCUCUUCAUGUUGCUUGCUACAACGGUCGUAUACAAAUGCUGAAGUAUUUGCUGAGCAACGGAGCUGAUCUUCACAAAACUGAGUUCGAUGGGACGUCAGUGCUCCACUCUGCUGCUUCUCAAGGUCACCAAAUUAUUGUCAGUUAUAUUCUACGACAAAAAGAGGGUAGGGAGCUCGCGAACAGACCAGACGCACGAGGGGAAACACCUCUGCACGUCGCCACCUCUGAAGGUUCGACCUCUAUCAUUGAUGUCCUGGUUUCCAAUGGAGGUGACCUGAAUGCCCAGACGUACGGAGGACAGACCUGCUUACAUCUUGCUGCUACAGAACUCCGUGAAGGAUCUACCGAGAUUGAAGUCACCAAGGAACUGUCAAAGUUGAUGACCGGAAGUUCAAAGGAUACCCUCGCACCAGUCGAGGCUUUUAUGAAGCAUUUGAUUCAGAAGGGUGCUGACGUGAACAUUCCAGAUAAAGCUUCCAAAAAUCCUCUGGAUUAUUUAUCACGCAGGAUGGCUAAUUUGCUGGUUGGGGAACAGAGCCGAGCACAAGACGGGCGCCCUCCAGGAGGUGCUAAGGUUGACCAGACAGCAAAAAGAAAGGCUGGUUCGUCAAGAUCAUCAUCCACAUUGAACGAAGUGGUCUUAUACCAGCUGUCUGAAAACAUCCCGAAUGAGUCAGUCCUGGCACUAGGUCUUAAAUUAGGAAUCGCCCAAGCAAUGGUCAAACGGUUUGAGCACACAAAUCAUAAAGGCUCUGAAGUGACAUGCUUAGGAACAAAUGCCAUGCUUUACCAUUGGUUCAAUAACACGACAAGUGUAGAGGGACUACCAACACUCAAAAGCGCCCUUCAGAAAUCGGGUUUAGCCAGACUGGCGGAGGAACAUCUCCCAGAAGGGAAAACAAAUUAAAACUUGUCAAACUAGCCGAUCCACCUGACACUUUCCUUCAUAUUGAAGUAGCAAGAUUAAAGUGGUCAAAAUGUAGAUUGGACAUCCCAAUUUGUACAUGUUGUAGUGGACGUCGUAUUCUUAAUAACUCCAGGUCAGAAUGACCGGGUGACCCAGAAAUCAGUCAAUUUGUAAGGAUUAAAACGGAAUCGUCGUUGCAUUAAAUUUUGAACAUCUAAAUUUAUUCUGGAUUACUUUUUAACCGAGAUGAUAUGUGGGCCCAACCGGAUGAAAUCCGGUCCGUCUCUUAAGAUUAUUUCAAAAUUGUUCAAGUAAAAACUCCUUUUCACACCAUUCGUUUCAAAUAAGAUGAUUUGUAUUAUAUCUGCUUUGCAGGGCACAUAUUCUAGCAAUGCCAGACGAAAAACGCGACGGGGUUGUUCACAUUCCUGUCAUUAUUCCAGUGGAUUUUGUGAUGGAUAUUAUAUGCAACAAAAUUCUAAAUAGUUUACGGUCAGUGCUGCGAACAAAAUAUUUAUCCAUGACCUGAUGAUAGUUGGUUAUUUAUACGUCGCAAUAAUUUAUUGUUUGCAAGUACUGGUCUUAUGCCUAUAUUGUAAUCAAAUAUCGAAGAGUUUAAAAGAACGUGAUUGGUGUAAACUCAGGCUUUUCUGUCUGCUUAUUACAUGUUUUGAUACUAGCUAUUUUUUGUUAAUUAUGGUAUGUAGAUCAGAUGUUAAGAUUUAUUUUCAGUUACCCUGUAUAUUAGAAACUAUUAAGGUCUUGGUAGUUUUUGUCGACGAAGGGAUAUAUUAAAACACUAAUUGCUUUCAACAAGGCAAACAUGCAUAAGUAUAUUUUGCAUUUUCACG
Lytechinus pictus (painted urchin) is the source of this 2863-nucleotide messenger RNA. RefSeq names its product serine/threonine-protein phosphatase 6 regulatory ankyrin repeat subunit C-like. Bases 432 to 2012 code for a protein of 526 amino acids. The record is from RefSeq and is a predicted model, not a curated record. The transcript is spliced from 4 exons. Lineage: Eukaryota; Metazoa; Echinodermata; Echinoidea; Temnopleuroida; Toxopneustidae. Gene Ontology annotation, molecular function: protein binding.